UUUUUGUAUAAUUAAUUUUAGGAAACAUAUGUGAGAAUUGAGCGUGAUCUUGUCGUGAGAUUUGCAGAGCAAGCUAAAGCAGCUGGUAUACCUCACUUCAGUUUAUUGACCUCCUAUGGAUCAAACCCAAACAGUUUCUUCCUGUUCAUGAAAACUAAAGGACAAGUUGAAGAAGCAGUUCGCCAACUGAACUUUUCUUAUACAACAAUAUUGAGACUGGUCUUAAUUGGCAGAGGAGAAGUCCCAUCCUCACUCCCUUUACAAUAUUAACGAGGCAGUAUACACUACCUGGAUCAAUACUAAUGUCAAAGAGACCUCUCUUCCCUCACUGCCACCUCCCAUCCUUCAUCCUUCAGAAUCCAUUUACAUGUACUUGUAUGUGUGCACAAAAACUGUGUCAGAAAGUGACCAAAAAUUUGCCAACUCUAUUGAUACAGCAACAUUAGGUACUGUCAACCUCAAGCAUUAUACAGUUGAAGAAGCAGUUCGCCAACUGAACUUUUUUUAUACAACAAUAUUGAGACCGGUCUUAAUUGGCAGAGGAGAAGAUAGGAGACUGGCUGAGAAAAUUGCUGGUAUAUUCAUUAAAGCAUUGCCAGUGGAGACUCUUGCUCAAGCAAUGGCUAUAGAUGCUUACCAGUAUAAGGGAAGCUCUUCUGGAGCCACAGCAACUGAUAAUGUAGUCAUAAUGACUAAUUCAGAUAUAUACAGGACCGCUCAAGUAAUACUGUAUCUUAAUGAUACACUGUUUAUAGUGUGA
This is a messenger RNA of Amphimedon queenslandica, 760 nucleotides long. RefSeq lists its product as uncharacterized. The transcript has 4 exons. The coding region runs from base 368 to 760 and encodes 130 amino acids. NCBI's taxonomy places the organism in Eukaryota, Metazoa, Porifera, Demospongiae, Haplosclerida, Niphatidae. The record is from RefSeq and is a predicted model, not a curated record.